CUAGGGCAAAAAGGAGCGGGAAGUGGAUCUAACCAGACAGUUAUGAGUUAGCUCCCGUACAGAGACGAGUCUGCCUGUGACAAGUGUCUGCUGUCAGUCCGAGAGGAAGUUUCAGACUUUUCUGUCUGUAGUGUAUCGGAAAAUUGGUCCCUGAAGAUUCCUGUGCACAAUUUGUGUUGGACUGGUUGUACGAGCGCUCUUCUGUUAUGCCAGGGUUUGUGGAGGCAAGACAAGCCAGGCUUGCUAUCAUGGAUUCUGUUUUCAUCAUGGAAGACUUGAAUGAAUACUACUACAGACAGUUGGCAGCAAGCAUACAGGAUGCGGACCUGCAGCAGAAGUUGGAUUUUGAGAUCAAGAUGCGGGAUGGCACCACAAAGCUGCUGCAGGCCUGCAAGCACGAGGCCCAGGCUGUGGAGGCUGCCAAGAACCUGCUCACCUCCAACACAAGAAUGAUGGCGUACAUGAGUGAACUGCAGAGACGUAAGACAGCAGAAGUGAUGGGGAAGGAGAACUCAGAAGCAACCAACGGCCAUCUGAUCAAGGAACCCUGUAAAGCCAAGGUGGCUGUGUCAGACAUUCGUAUCCCCCUGAUGUGGCGUGAGACAGAGCUGUCUAAGAGCCGCGGGGAGGGCCGUCGGUGUGCUGUGUUCUGUGUGCUGAAGCAGGGACUGAACAUCCAGGACACACAACUGGUGCAUGUGGACAGGACCAUGACGGACAUCACCUUCGAGGACAUCAUUGUGUUUGAGGAUGUUGUGCAUGACUUCUCGCUGACAGUAGAGGUGUACUACACCGUGUUGGAGGAUGACCUGGCCUUCGCCAGCACUCCCAGGAAGAUCAAACACAAGAUCAACAGCAUGUCUGCCUCCAUAGGCAAGUCCAUGGGCAAGAAAGUACAGGCCUAUCUGGAAAGAUCAGACUCAGCCCCAGGAACCAACCCCUGUAACAUAGGUCCCAAGUUUCAUCUUGCUGCUAGUGUGGAACUCAGCCUCAGAGAUGCCAGUGACUCCAUCAGAACACAUGACCUCAGUGUAGGCUCAAAAGACAGUAGUAGCCAUCUCUCCCUGUAUGGGAAUCUUUGUUGCCGGCUGGCCGUCCAGCCCAGGUGCAUGGUGGAGGAAUGUGCAGCAGGCUUCCUCAACUUACAGGAACCAGCAAAUGAGGAGAUGGUGGGUGGGCUGCCCAACUGGACCCGGAGGUGGUGUGUACUGAAGGGGCCCUACCUCAGGACAUGGGCGUAUCCUGAAGAAGUGGAGGAGAAAGAACCACUCCUGUCAUUACACAUCAGACAGGACACACGAGUGGAGGAGGUUGACAAGAUGAUGAUGAAGAGACCCAACAGUUUUGACGUCAUCACCCGAGUGUCCGGCGAGGACCAGCCCCAUAUCUUCUCAGCUGACACCAGGGAGGACAGGGACACCUGGGUACAGGCCUUACAGCGCCACUUCGCUCAUGCAGAAGCCUGGCAGCAGGCCUAUCACUGUAUGAUGCCCAUCCACAUCCCCACACCCUGCAAGCUGCCGGCUUUCCUCAGGAAGGGUUCACUGUACGACGACCUGUCUGUGGACUCACCCACCAAGGAUUCAGUGGAGUUCUCCAGUGAGGAUGAUCGGAUAUCCCAGAGUUCCCUGGGCUCCAGAGGGUCGGGGGAUGAAGUCUUCAACACGUCAGAAGUGAUGAUGGCACCGCCAUGGGCGCUACUCUUCCAGGGUAAGGCAAUAAAAGUGACCAAACCCAACGCAACUACAGAUGACCAGCGGUCAGCUGAGGUCAGUACCAAGCCGGUGCCGGCUGAGAGACGACUGGUCCAGCCCAGGACAGACUCCACCAGUAGCAGUGACUCUCUCCCUCCUGUGAAGCCUGUCCCCUCCCCUCGCUCUAACAAGGGGACCCCCGGCUCAGCCUCCUCACCAGAGUCAGGAGGGAAACCCCGGGAGAAGCCGGUCCCAGCUAAGCGCCAGGUCAGGGGCACGUCCUCAGGGUCAGACUCAUCCAGCACAGAGCAGAGCUCAGAGACGACGGCUAAACUCCCCCGGCCACGGGAGCGGGGAGGCAAAGUCUCAGGGUCAGAGUCGUCAGAUGACGGCUCUAGUGGGAGAGGGAGCAUCUCCAGUGGAUCAGGUGCUACUAACCCUCCUCCUAAACCCCCUCGGGUGGCAGGGGGGUCGACUGGAGAUAGGUAGUCACUUUGAACCUCCAAGUAAAAAGAUAAAGUUUAUGCUUCGGCCUUCCUAAACAAAGUCUUGAUUGACCUUAGAUUACAGACUGUUACAGCUGCACAUUUGAACCUUGCUCUGUCAGGAACAAGAGUAAAGGGUAUAACAUUGGUUUUUGCUCAAGUGAACAUUUGAUUCUGCAGAAUAUUGAAACGAAUAUGUCCAGCUGUUCUUUAAUACAUCAUAAUCUGUACAAAAGUGAGUGCAGAAUUUUGUUGUUAUAUAUACUAAUCGACUCAUUAAAAAAUUAAAAAAAAAAAACAAAUUCGGCUGGCCUAAACAUUUUGUAAAAUCUCUCUGCAUUAUACAGGUUCAUAUGAUAGAUUCAUGCAGAACUGUUCCUUCUGGAGUAGUACAAAUCAGCAAAACCUGGCGCCACUAUACAAAUAACAACCUAAACAUUUGGCCAAGUGCGUUGUAUCCCUGACAAAGUGAACUUUUGAACCUGUCCCACCACAAAGAGUGCACCCUCUGAAAAGUGCUUGUUUUGCAUUUUGACUUUGUUCCUGUAUAGCCGUUAGUACAAACAUACAUGCCUGCUGACAAUAGAUUUCAGAGCAGUGUUGGCAGCAGAGAAAUUUAACUUACUAAAUUAAGAAAUAAAUCAUUUAUGACUUGGGAUUGCCUUGUUUAGAUGAUAGAGAAUGACACUGUAGAUAUGUAUGAGUUCAUGAAACAAAGGCUUUGAAAGGUUAUUGGAGAGCAAGGAGUGCUGUGUCUCAGGCAAGCUUCCAACAGCAAAUUUGCUCACCAUUUGAUGUGAAAAUCUAGAGUAUUUUGUUGCUAUCCAAGUGCUUUAUAUUGAGGUGCUAGUUUAAAAGCAAAUGUCACAAAUUUAGAUAGCAAAGAUAAUCAUAAUGAAUAGAUGUUGUAAUGUAGACAAAAAAUUAAUAUUUUGUACUUUUCACCUCUGUCCUUGUUGAUAUACAGUACAAAACAGAAGUCCAAAG
Molecule: messenger RNA, 3166 nt
Organism: Branchiostoma belcheri (Belcher's lancelet)
Lineage: Eukaryota; Metazoa; Chordata; Leptocardii; Amphioxiformes; Branchiostomatidae
Product: rhotekin-like
Exons: 14
Coding region: 207-2183 (658 amino acids)
Biological process (GO): actomyosin contractile ring assembly; septin ring organization; signal transduction
Cellular component (GO): actomyosin contractile ring
Source: RefSeq, a predicted model, not a curated record